Erigeron canadensis is the source of this 1628-nucleotide messenger RNA. RefSeq lists its product as uncharacterized. Lineage: Eukaryota; Viridiplantae; Streptophyta; Magnoliopsida; Asterales; Asteraceae. The transcript has 3 exons. The record is from RefSeq and is a predicted model, not a curated record. Bases 98 to 1030 code for a protein of 310 amino acids.
UCUAUAUCCAACAAAAUUCAUAACAAACAAACAAACCCUAACAAUCCUGCAAUGUUUCAUUAAUCAUCAAUGGCUUAUUAACAAACAGGCUUCAACAAUGACCAACACCUGUGUCACAAGUCUCCGCGGUAUAAUAUGCUAUAAACCACCGCCAAUUCACUUCCCCAAAGGAAAUAACUUUCAAGCUUGCGUUUUUAAAAGACUGCACAAUGCUCCAUUGACCGCAUUAGUUUACCCCUCUCAACCAUUGACUUGGACUUUAAAUAAUCAGCUUUCUCAGUCAGAUUCCCCCGCCCAACGUUCAGAGGAAUGGUUCGCCCUUCGAAGGGACAAAUUGACUACUAGCGCCUUUAGUACCGCUCUUGGUUUUUGGAAGGGCAGGCGUAGGUAUGAACUUUGGCACGAGAAAGUUUUUAUUUCCGAUACAGAAUCUAUGCUCACGCCCGCCUCAAUUCAGGCCAUGGAGUGGGGUGUAGUUAAUGAAGCAAAAGCCAUUGAGAAAUAUAAAAGCAUCACAGGUCGUGAAGUAAGUUCAUUAGCGUUUGCCACACAUUCGGAAAAUAAGUUUGAUUGGAUUGGUGCAUCUCCAGACGGGCUUCUUGGGUGUUCCCCCAAUUUAGGGAUACUUGAAGUAAAGUGUCCAUUUAACAAAGGGAAACCCGGCGUAGCUUUACCUUGGACCAAUAUGCCUUACUAUUAUAUGCCUCAGGUUCAGGGUCAAAUGGAAGUUAUGGACAGAGAAUGGGUUGAUUUGUAUUGCUGGACACUAAAUGGGAGUACCAUAUUUCGUGUAUGUAGAAAUCGAGAAUAUUGGAUGUUGAUUCAUGGUAUUUUACGGGAGUUUUGGUGGGAAAAUGUGGUACCCGCUAAAGAAGCUUUGGCGAUGGGAAGUGAGGAAGAAGCCAAGAAAUAUGAACCAAUAUCAACACAUAAGCUAACGGGAUUGGUGAUCCAAAAGAGCAAAGAGUUGGCCAGCGGCUCAAAGCUUCUAUGUCGAGAAAUUGCAGGGCAUAUUGAAUUCUUUAGGUAAAAAGAAAGAAAAAGAGACCGAAAGAUGGAUGUUUUUGGCUCAAAGGGAACCUCAUGGGCUGAUCAGUGGGACCCGGUGCAGGAUUCCCCGCCUAAUGGGAAGGACAAGAAGGUUAAAGGUGGAUCCAUGAAGGGCAAAGGUGCAUUGAAGUCGAUUUUCAUGCUUGCGUGGAUGAAGAAUCUUGGCAAGAAGUCUGACAACUAAUCAUAAAAGCAUUAAUAAUUUUGUAAAGUAUAUUUUCGUGAUUCUUUCAUUUGUGUAACUUUCCGGAAGAUCUAAAAUGACUUCCGACAAAAGUUAGUUCAUCGUUUGUCCCUAGAUACGUUACAUCUUCUGGUGAUCUUCAUAUCCAUGUAAACCAUGAAUGUGAAGGAUGAUUUAUCUCGUGGAAAACUGGAUCAUCAAACAAAUCCGCGGCCAUAUGAGAUGGCAAAAUGAAUGGGUUGGUCUAGUGAUUAAAACAAGUCAAGAUCAAAGAACCUAUAUUAGGGUACAUGGAAGCACAAGUCUUGUCGGGUUGGCUCAAAACAUUUUUGCUUAUCAAUGAUUAUUUUUUUGGAUAUUAAGUUACACUUCAUAUUAUACAAAUUUUGUCAUA